Melanaphis sacchari is the source of this 8323-nucleotide messenger RNA. It is a transcript of the gene jbug, whose product is annotated as filamin-A. Gene Ontology annotation, biological process: actin cytoskeleton organization. Gene Ontology annotation, molecular function: actin filament binding. The coding region runs from base 1 to 8136 and encodes 2711 amino acids. The transcript has 45 exons. Lineage: Eukaryota; Metazoa; Arthropoda; Insecta; Hemiptera; Aphididae. The record is from RefSeq and is a predicted model, not a curated record.
AUGAUGCGCACCGACUCAGCCGCGCCGUCGCGAUUAUCGUCCCACAUCGGACUGGUGGCCCGCAGCCCCGAGGGCCAUGCCGCCAAGACGAUGCAGAUCAAGGGUCACGAGGACCAGUGGGUGGACAUACAGGCGCACACGUUCAGGAACUGGGUGAACGAGCACGUGCCGGCUGCCGACCGGGUGUCGAACCUCGCGGAAGACCUGCGCGACGGCCGGGUCCUCUGCGAGCUGGUCGAGAGCCUGCAGAAGCGCAAGGCGUUUGCGUGGAACCACAACCCCGGCAACCGGCACCAGAUGUUGGAGAACGUGUCCAAGGCCCUGACGGCGAUCGCGGACGACGGCGUCAAGCUGGUCAACAUAGGAAACGAAGACAUAGUUAAUGGGAAUCUGAAAUUAAUUUUAGGACUAAUUUGGUCACUGAUUGUUCGUUAUCAAAUUGGGCGAUCGAAAUGUCCACCUAAAAAGCUCAUGUUGGCUUGGCUCAAGUCUGUACUACCGGAAUGUCGCGUAAACAAUUUCACCACAGAUUGGAAUUCCGGAAUAUGUCUUUCGUCCUUGUUGGAUUACUGUGAACCGGGAUUGUUUCCACAUUGGAAAAAUUUAGAUCCCAAUGAUAGCGUGAACAACUGCCGCCGUGCUAUGGAAUUGGCCCGAGAUCGUUUCAGCAUCCCUAUGGUGCUGGAGCCUGAAUAUUUAGCUUCACCUUAUCUAGACGAACUAUCGGGCAUGACGUAUUUGUCCUAUUUUAUGAAAGAAAAGAGUCCUGGUACUAAAGCCACAUUAAACUGGGUGAAUAGUCAACUAAAAUCUCAUACGGUGUCUAAUUUCACGACCGAUUGGAAAGACGGUAUUGUAUUGUGUGAAUUAACAAAAUCUCUUGGUGUUCCGGCCAAGUAUCAAAAAUAUGACGACCCGGAGGUCUGGGAGUCCAACUUAAACGCUGGAAUGAAUGCUGGAAAAAAGUUAGGUGUCGAACCUCUGUUGAAAGCCAAAGAUGUGUCUAGUCUGAAUGCUUCACAUUUAGGCAUGAUGUCUUAUGUGUCUAAUUUCCAAUGGGUAAAACCGCGAACUCGGCCAUCGCAUACCGUGCGCGCCCAUAGUGACACCCACACCACCAGAGUCUAUAAACCAACUAGUUUCAAAGUGACAUUUUUGGAUGCAGAAGUAGAUCCAAGCGAUGUCACGGUGGAAAUAAUUGGACCGGAACUCAAUACCAUACCGUGUAAUUUGAAUUUAAAAUCCAAUGGUGGCACAUGCACGUUCGUGCCACUCAUAAUUGGAAUGUAUAAGGUUACGAUUUUCAAUGGCGACGAUGUGAUCCAAGGGUGCCCAAUGUUUAUACGAGCUAUGCCUGAAGUGUCCGAAAUUAAACACUCAGGUAUGGAACCAUGCGCAGUUGGAUCUAUCGUCGAAGUUCAGAUAAAUUGUAACGGUGCUAAAGCUCAAAAUAUUCAAGUUUUGGCCAUGAGUCCGGACGGUCGAGAAUUAGAAUGUCCGGUAAGUGAAUCAGGAGAUGCGUACCGGACGACGUUCCAACCCGACGAACCGGGAGAAUGGACCAUAGCCGUGAAACACCGUGGACAGUUAAUCCAGGGUAGUCCAUAUACGUGUUUUGUGUUCGAUCCGAACGGCAUUAAGUUGCUUGGCUUAGAUAGACCAGCUAUUGCGGGAAGUAUAGUCAAUUGGACUUUGGACGCCAGAGGAACGGGAGGUCUGGGAAAAAUAGAAAUUGAUAUUGUUCACGAUAAACAGUCACUUCCGCAUACGAUUGACCAUUUAGGAAAUUCUAUUUACAACGUCUCUUUACACACUAGAAGACCUGGAAAAUACAAAAUUUAUGUUUAUUUUAACGGGGCAACUGUUAAAGGAAGUCCAUUUCCUCUUAGAGUGGGUACAAAAGAAGACAUCAAGCGACAUAGAAGCAUGACACCUACAAAAUUAGUCAAUGGAAACAGCUCUUCUGCUUUCAAUGACUUUACUUCUUCUAAUGAAUACAAUAAAAUUGGUCUUCUUAGACCUAUUUCACCUCUACAAUCGCCAAAAUUCACUUCUUCUCCUAUAAAUCAUCUGCAUAGUAAUGUGUAUAAAACAACCAACCAUUCGGAAUCUGGAUUUCAUAGCAUCUCAUCGCCGUUACAUUUAAAUAUUCCUAGUUCUCUAUCUCCAAAUCAUAGUUAUGUAUCACCAAAAAGUGCUUUGUCUCCGUCAAAAUCAAAAAAUAAUGAUAUAGUUUUUGGAGAAAAUAUGCAACUCAUGCCCAUAAAUAGGUAUUCAACGAUUUACAUAAAUUCUGACGAGGUACUUGCCAAUAUUAAUGUCACAGUGAUUGGCCCAUCAAAUAAGACAAUUCCUGUGAGAAUGUCUAGGAACAUUGCGCAAGGUCACGUUUUAGCACAGUUUACAGCUGAACAAAUUGGAGAACAUUCAAUUGAUGUAAAAAUUAAUGGUACUAAAGUUGCUGGUUCUCCAUUCAGGAGUCAUGCAUAUGAUGUGUAUGCUAUUAAAGUCGGCCAUAUACCAAAUGGAGUGGUGGGUGAACCAGUAGAAUUUGAAAUUGAUGGAUCAGGAGCAGGGUCUGGUAACUUGGAAAUUCUUGUAAAUGGAGGACACGUCACUAGUUUUGUUCGAAAUUUGGGCAAUCAAAAAUUUUUGGCGUCAUUUGUUCCACAUAAAGCACUUAUUCAUUUAGUUGAUAUGAAAUUUAACAACGAACAAGUACCAGGGAGUCCCUGGGAAGUUACAAUCAUGAGUGGAGGAUCAUAUAGUCCAAAAUUAAGCGUCCUUGGCGAUGCUGUAAAAUUAGUACCUGUUGAUUCAGUAGCAAUAUUUCAAAUAAGUGCUAUUGGUUUUCAUCGAGAAGAUGUACAAGUUAAUGUAUUAAGUCCAACAAAACGUAAUAUACAAGCUAAAAUUAUAAAUGAAGGAGGAAAUGGAAUAUUUAGAAUAGAAUUCAUUGUGGUUGAAGUGGGAACUCAUUUAGUUGAUGUAAGUGUAGCUGGUCAUAAACUUGGAACUGGUACAUUAUUAGCUAAAGGAUACAAUUCAGCUUUGAUUAGAGUGACUGAUGUUUCUGAUGCUGUUGUUGGCCAACCUUGUCAAUUUAGAGUUGAUGCUAGUGAUGCUGGUGAAGGUCAAUUGGAAAUAUCAAUUAAUGAAGGAGAAGUACCAAAUCAUGUAACUGUAGUUGGAGGUGGAAGAUGUUUAGUAUCUUUUACCCCCGAACACGUUAAACCUCACAUGAUUGAUAUAAAGUUUAACAGUGAAACUGUAAUAGGGUGUCCAUUUGUAUGUUCAGUAUCUGACACAAGUCGCGUGUCUGUUAAUUUAUCUCGUUUGGAGUUGAUACCUGUUAAUCAAGUAGCAAAAUUUCAUAUGAUGGUUGAUAAUUCAGCUUCAGCUGAAUUAUCUGUGUCUGUUACUGGCCCUACUACUGAACUUCCAGUUAAAGUCACAGGAAAUGUAAAUGUAGGUUUUACCGCUGAGUUUACACCACUCCAAGUAGGAGCCCAUUCAAUAUCAGUUGAAUACAAUGGCCAUGCUGUUAAUGGUACUCCUUAUGUAGCUAAAGCUUAUGACUCGAGUAAAGUUUUAGUUGGACAUGUGCCUAAAGGUCAUGUUGGAAAUACAUUCCAAUUCACUGUUGAUGCUAGUGAAGCAGGUGAAGGAAAUUUAGAAAUUACUAUAUCAGCCAGAGGAGCAAAUAUUCCCACUCAAGUACAUCCUCAAGGCAAUGCUAAAUUUGCUGUUAGUUUUCUACCACUUCAGCCUACUGAUCAUGUCAUUACUAUUCAUUUUAAUAAGGAACCAGUCCCAGGGUCUCCUUUUAUUGCUCAUGUUGAGGGAGAUUUACCGUUAGUUAGUGGUACUUCACUAACUAGCGCUCCUGUCUCAACUACUUCUCAUUUCACUAUGAGCAAUGUUUCUGGAUCAUUGGAUGACAUUGAAGUUAAUGUUGAGGGUCCUAAUGGGUCGGCAGUUCCUGCCCAAGUAAAAGAAUCUGGUUCACAAUCAUAUAAAAUUGAAUUCUGUCCUAAAAUUGUUGGUGAACACAAGAUUGCUGUUAGUUAUCUUCGGACUCCAGUUGCCGGAUCUCCAUUUAGUUGUAAGGUGUAUGAUAUCAAAGCUAUUAAAGUGAAAUCAGUACCUAAGGGCACAGUUGGACAACAAGUCACUUUUAUUGUUGAAACAAGUCAAGCUGGUCCAGGUAAUUUAGAAGUUACAGUAAAUGGUGGUCGAGUGCCAACUUCUGCUCAAGCUCAAGGACCACAUACCUAUGCGAUAUCAUUUACACCUCGUCAACCAACUGUUCAUACUGUACAUUUACGUUUUAAUAAUCAUGAUGUACCAGGUUCACCAUUUACUUGUUCUGUUUCUGAAGCUGCUAGAGUGGUUGUCUGGUCAGCUACUGAAGAUAAAGUUGCUGUUGGUAAAAUAGCAUCAUUUGCUGUUCAAUGUGAAAGUAGUCCUCAAGUACAAGUUCUUGCACCUCUUAGACAUUCUUUACCUGUUACUGUUAUACCUGCUACUCAACCAUCAACUCACAAUGUUCAAUUUACUCCUAUUGAUGUUGGUGAUCAUAGCGUUGAAGUUAAAGUUGAUGGCAUACACGUCGAAGGCAGUCCAUUUUUAGUUAAAGCAUAUGAUGCUUCUAAAGUUCGUGUUACAGAUAUUAACACAGGAUUUGUGGGAAAACCUGUCAAUUUCAAUAUUAAUGCUAGUGAAGCUGGUGCUGGUAAUUUAGAAAUUAUAGUGUCAGUUAAUGGAGUCAAUGUUCCAAAUUAUGUUCAAUCUGAAGGAAAUGCUAAGUUUCGCGUUAAUUUUAAACCCCGAGAUGCUGCUCCCCAUAGUCUGAGUGUACGCUUUAAUGGUGAACCUAUUCCAGGGUCUCCAUUAACUUGCAGAGUAUUAGAUAUUGAUCAAGUUGCAGUAACUGGAAAUGGUGUUCGAUAUUGUGCUAUAAAAAAGACUGCAGACAUUAAAAUAGAAAGUCCCGAUAUAUCUAAUGAUACAAAUUUCAAAGUCAAUGUCUUUUCACCAUCUGGACAAUUGAUUGAUGUUAAAACGAGCAUCAUGGCCAAUGCUAUUGGAGCAUAUUAUACACCAAAUGAAAUUGGAAGACAUAUGAUAGAAAUUUUUAUAGAAGAUCAGCCAGUUGAUGGUAGUCCAUUUGCUUGUCAUGCAUAUAAUAUAAACAAUAUAAAAGUUACAGGACUUGAUAAUGCUAAAGCUAGUAAACCAGUUACAUUCAGCGUUGAUGCUACAGAAGCCGGAGAAGGCACAUUAGAAUUGGUGGUUAGCAGCCAAAAAGGCACAGUUAAAGCAGAAGUAGUCGCUUGUUCAAGAGGAUUAUACGAUGUAACAUUUGUUCCUCAUAAUGCAAUACCACAUUUUGUUAAUAUAACAUUUAAUGAUGAAAUUGUACCAGGAAGUCCAUAUAGCUGUGAUGUUGUUGAUUUAAAUGGAGUCAAGAAAGGAGUAUCUGGUUCAUCAAUUACUGCAUUCGGUGAAGGAUUGCAACGAGUAAAACUUGGUUAUUCAGCUCGUUUUGACAUAAAUCCACACAUUGCUGAUCAUGGAUCUAUUAGUGUGAUUGUAAAAGAUCCUGAUAAUAAGACUAUACCUGUUAAUUUACACAAGCAUGAUAGUGGGUUAUAUCGGGUAACAUAUCGCCCAUCUAUUGUUGGUGUUCAUAUGGUUACAAUUACGCAUAGAAAUCAGCCAAUUACCAAACAUCCUUGGAAAGUUCAAGUCAUAGAUUCUGAGUUAGUUAUUAUUAGUGGACUCAAUGAAGCUAUUUGUAAUAAACCUGCAUCAUUUAAAGUUGAUACAAGGAAUGCUGGUAAAGGAGAAUUAUCUGUGGCAAUUAAAGCAGCUGGCCGUGAUGUCAAAUUAAAAUCUUCAGAUGUAGAGUCUAAUGGUAUCUACCAAGUAGCAUAUCAGCCUGUUAUACCUGUACCUCAUUAUGUGCAUGUAAAAUACAACAAUUUUAAUGUGCAUGGGUCGCCGUUUAUGGUGAAUGUGCGAGAACAAAAUCCAUCUACAUCAGCUGAACUUAGAGUUGUUGGUCUAGGGCUUUACCAAGGUAUUUCUAACAAAAUGUCAACUUUUAUAAUUGACAGUGCUGGUAAAUCCAGUCAUGAAUUUGAUGUUGUUAUUACUGGAAUGCAACAUAGUGCUGUCCCAGCCCAAUGUUAUCAACACAAAAAUGGUAUGAACUUGAUUGUUGAAUUCACACCUCCCAAAGUUGGACAGUAUAAUAUUGAUGUCACACACUUUGGUAAGCAUUUAAAGGGAUCACCAUUCACCAGUUAUGUAUACGAUGCUAGUAAAGUUAAAAUUGACAGUCUUCCAGAGAAGAAUAGUGCAGUUGUUCAUAAACCAAUGUCAUUUAGAUUGUUGCGGAAGAAUGCUGGGUUGGCUGAUUUUACAGUUACUUGUCUUGGUCCAGAUAAUGAGGAUGUUCCAGUAGAUUUAAAAUUAUUCAAUGAAGAUAUUGAUGUUGUUCAAAUAAACCCCACAGUACCUGGAGAUUAUAUUUUCAACAUCUGCUAUGGCAAAGAUCAUAUACCUGAAAGUCCAUUAAAAGUGCAUGUUGCUGAUCCAGGAAUACCUCGAGCUUGGGGUUCUGGUCUUGUUAAAGCUCUUAAAGAUGUUUCAACAAAAUUUUACGUCUCAGCAUUGGGCACAUCUUAUCAUGCUGUUCCUGUUGUUAAUAUACGUAAUGGAUCUGAAAUAAUACCUGUGACAAUUAAUCAAUGUUCAAGUGGUCAUGAAGGAGAUUAUGAAGUCUUAUUUAUUCCGAACCAUAUUGGUUUUUGUGAUAUAAAUAUUUUUUGGAAUGGAAGACAUGUUGGUGAAUCACCAUAUAAGUGUAUGGUUGUUGAUUUGACUAAAGUGCUGACAAUUGGUGAAUCAAAUUUAAAUAAUCGUAUUAUACUUGGAGUUAAUGCUCCUACAACAUUGACAUUUGAUACUUCAGUAGCUGGUCCUGGAAAAUUAGCUGGUCAUUUAGAAAGUCAAGGAGGAACAAUUGUUCCAAUAAUGAUAGAUCAUGCUGGUGAUAAUGUUAAAUGCGUAUUAACACCACACAUAUCUGGCCCUCAUGCUCUGUACUUGAAUUUUGCUGGACUACCAUUACCAGGUUCACCUUAUCCUGCUUUAGUAGAAAGUGGAGCUGCUGGUGUACGAGUAGUACUAUCUGGUAGUGGGCUGUCAACGGCUACUUGUGGACAACAAGCAGAAUUUAUAAUUGAUGGGUCACAAGCAGGGCCUGGUAAUCCUGUAGUCACCAUAGCAGGCUCUAGACAUGAAAUACCAGUUAAUAUCGAAAAAACAGGUGAUAAUGUGUACAGUGCUGUUUAUACCCCUGUAAGUCCAGGUGCUUAUUUAUUAAAUGUGCUUUGGGGUCACAGGCAAGUUAAAGGCUGUCCUUUAAAGGUAAAUGUAACUGGUGUUUGUGAUGCUAGUAAAGUUCUAUGCACUGGAGAUGGUCUAGGUAUAGGUACAGUUGGAAAAGAUAUCAGAAGUUUUAUUGAUACACGAAGAGCUGGUCCAGGAGAGUUAAGUGCUCACUGCAUCGGACCUCAUAAAGUUGCCUAUUGUGAACUAUAUGACCAUGGAGAUGGAACUUUCACAUUAAAUGUGAAACCACAAGAAUCAGGCAGACAUACACUGACUGUUAAAUAUGCCGGUGAGGAUGUACCUGGAAGUCCUUUUACUGUUCGAGUUAGCGGUGCACCAGAUGCUAGUAAAGUUCGAGUGUACGGUCCUGGGAUUGAACACGGCGUGUUAGCAAUUUUCCAAAGUAGAUUUAUAUGUGAUACUCGUGGAGCUGGUGCUGGACAGUUAACUGUCAGAGUUAGAGGACCUAAAGGAGCAUUCCGUGUAGAAAUGCAACGUGAAAAUCAAAAAGACCGAACUAUAUUAUGUAAGUUUGAUCCAACAGAGCCUGGUGAUUAUAGAGUGGAAGUAAAAUGGGCCGGAGAGCAUGUUCCUGGUUCUCCAUUCAUGGUCAUGAUAUUUGACACACAAGAAGAACUUAACCGUUUUUUACAGGGUAAUCAUUCACCAGCAGGUUCUGAUCUAUAUAGUAGUGUUAAUUACUCAUCAAGUUAUGCUCAUAUCACACCUUAAACUUUGUUACUAGGAUUAUUGGUAAACAAAUCCGUCCAACUGACUAUUGAUUUUUUUUUUAAAUUUAUAUUAUAUUUAUUAUUUAUUUAAUAUUUAAUAUUUUUUUUAUUAUAUUUACAAAUUAACUUAUUUAAAAAAAAUCAAAAUUAAGUACUAUGUUCUUGUUAUAUGUCUUCCAUGUAUUAUU